AAAACUACGGAGAUAGAGACUCUGGAGAAGGUGGUGAAUGAUCUUCUGAUGGAACUGAGGAAAACCUUAGAGGAAAUUGGACGGAUUGAGACGCAGAUCGCACAGAGACACCAUUUUCGUCUUUCCAAAGAAGCUUCUAGCAGAAUGCUUGAUUUGUCGCUCCUGCUGUUUGUCGGAGUCAUUAAACCGUUUUCUAGACCUUUUUUCAAUCAAAGAGCUGAACUCCUCGAUCAGUGGUCAAUCCUGAAAAGCCAGCAGCACAACAUCCAAGCGAGGCUGACUGAUGCUCAGCUAAAUUUGACAAACAUGAAGGCACAGAAUGGUUUGAAAAAUAUAACCCAUCUGAGUGAAGUCCACAAGUGGCUUUAUCAAAUCCAACAAUCUCUAAUUCAGCAUAAUGUGUUCUGGAAAUCAGUACAAGUAAUUCUGGAGGCUAUCAAUGACGAGACCUUUGCCAAAGAGCACUUCAUUGGGGAUAGUGAAUUAAAGGAGAUUUUUCUGACGAAUAUUGAUUCAGCACAAGAGCACUGGAAAGCUUUUGGUGAAUCCUGCCUGAAGGCACUGAACAUCUACAGCUUGCAGGAUAAGGAUGCAUAUAAGUUCCUGGACAGGAGCUCAUCUUUUCUGCCUGACACUAUCGAUGAGGAGAUAAACAUAUUAGAUCCUCGCGUCCCUCUCCAUCCACGUUUUUAUAAUCUAUAAUAAUCAGGCUUUGUCCUACAUUGGAACACGCGUGUCUUAUAAUAAUUCUGGUUCGCCAAAAAAAUGUUUUAGUUAAAACAUUACAGUAAAUAAAGUUGGCAAAAUGUAUAAUGCAUACAAAUUAGUGCUGUCAAAUGCUUAAUAAAAUAAAAUAAA
This is a messenger RNA of Puntigrus tetrazona (Sumatra barb), 858 nucleotides long. RefSeq lists its product as uncharacterized. The record is from RefSeq and is a predicted model, not a curated record. The transcript has 3 exons. The coding region runs from base 49 to 702 and encodes 217 amino acids. Lineage: Eukaryota; Metazoa; Chordata; Actinopteri; Cypriniformes; Cyprinidae.